AUGGCUCCAAAAUAUUUGAACGUCUCCGCCGCAGGCACAGGCUCGAAGAGUCCUGCGUCUCCAACCGCCCAUAUGGCCACAACGACUGUAAAAGUUGGUGGUAUGACAUGCGGGGCAUGCACAUCUGCAGUGGAAUCAGGAUUCAAAGGUGUCGAUGGUGUCGGAAAUGUAUCAGUGAGCUUGGUAAUGGAAAGAGCUGUGAUUAUUCACGACCCAGAAAGAGUACCGGCAGAGAAGAUACAAGAAAUUAUCGAGGAUCGUGGUUUCGAUGCAGAAGUACUGGCUACAGAUUUACCAUCUCCAAUGUUCAACAGAAAUGAAUUCAUCGACGAUGCAAGUGACAUUUCCGACGACGAAGAUACGAAGAAUGCGCCCACAACUACAACAACGUUGGCCGUAGAGGGGAUGACAUGCGGGGCUUGCACAUCAGCGGUAGAAGGGGGCUUCAAAGAUGUGCCGGGUAUCAAGAAUUUCAGUAUAUCAUUACUGUCAGAGAGGGCAGUGGUCGAACACGAUGCCUCAGUACUGAGCGCCGAACAAAUUUCAGAAAUCAUAGAAGAUAGAGGGUUUGGGGCAACUAUUAUCGAAUCAAAUACAGCUACCACUCCUUCACGAGCUCGCAAUUCGCGCCGGGACAGCUCUUCUAAGAAAGAAAAGGUCGCUACAACUACUAUUGCUAUUGAAGGAAUGACUUGCGGUGCCUGCACAUCUGCGGUGGAAGGUGGAUUUAAGGAUCUUGAUGGUCUCAUACAAUUCAAUGUCAGUUUACUGGCAGAACGGGCGGUAGUCAUCCAUGACCCCUCCAAACUACCUGCUGAAAAGAUCGCCGAGAUCAUCGAAGAUAGAGGGUUCGAUGCCAAGAUUGUAUCCACACAAUUAGGUUCCGGUCUGCAUUCAGCAGCUACCACAUCACAGUUCAAGUUAUUUGGAGUAGCGUCUGCUGCUGAUGCAACAGCUUUAGAGUCCAAACUUUUAUCACUACCAGGUGUCAAUUCUGCAACAGUCAGUCUUGCCAAAAGUCGGCUAACAAUCUCUCAUCAGCCAAAUAUCGCUGGGUUGCGAGCUUUAGUCGACCUCAUCGAGUCUCAGGGUUACAAUGCCUUGGUCGCCGACAAUGAUGACAACAAUGCUCAGCUAGAGUCUCUUGCAAAAACUAAAGAAAUCACCGAGUGGCGUACAGCUUUCAGGACCUCUCUGAGUUUUGCAAUCCCAGUCUUUUUAAUCAGCAUGGUGUUUCCCAUGCUUAUACCAUUUUUGGAUUUUGGAAGCUAUGUUGUCUUUUUCCCAGGAUUAUACCUCGGUGAUAUCAUUUGUUUAGUCCUUACGAUACCCGUUCAAUUUGGCAUUGGAAAGCGGUUUUACAUUUCUGCAUACAAGUCUAUGAGGCAUGGUUCACCUACGAUGGAUGUGCUAGUUGUUCUUGGGACUUCUGCCGCUUUCUUUUUUAGUGUUGCAGCUAUGAUCGUUUCUAUUCUCCUUCCCCCGCACACUCGACCAAGCACUAUUUUCGACACAAGCAGUAUGCUUAUUACUUUCAUCACUUUGGGACGAUUCCUUGAAAAUCGAGCAAAGGGCCAAACCUCAAAAGCACUUUCUCGCCUCAUGUCUUUGGCUCCUUCUAUGGCAACUAUUUAUGCAGAUCCAAUUGCUGCAGAGAAGGCAGCUGAGGAUUGGAAUACAAAUGAGCCAAAAGCCGAUCACUCUCAGGAGGGUAAUGCUGCAGAAGAAAAGGUCAUUCCCACAGAGCUUAUCCAAGUUGGUGAUAUUGUCAUUCUACGUCCUGGUGAUAAAAUUCCUGCUGAUGGAACCGUCACUCGAGGUGAGACCUAUGUGGAUGAAAGCAUGGUUACUGGUGAAGCAAUGCCGGUCUUAAAAAGAAAAGGAAGUCUACUUAUUGGAGGUACUGUGAACGGUGCUGGUAGAGUUGACUUCCGUGUUACACGUGCUGGUCGAGAUACUCAAUUGAGUCAAAUUGUGAAGUUGGUGCAAGACGCCCAAACUACACGGGCACCUAUUCAAAGACUCGCUGAUACCAUUGCCGGCUACUUUGUGCCAUGCAUUCUUGGCCUGGGAUUUCUUACCUUUUCAAUAUGGAUGAUUCUCAGUCAUGUCCUCCCGCAUCCACCAAAGAUUUUCGUGGACGAAAAGAGUGGCGGGAAAUUCAUGGUUUGUGUCAAACUCUGUAUCUCGGUUAUUGUUUUUGCUUGCCCUUGCGCUUUAGGUCUUGCAACCCCUACUGCUGUGAUGGUAGGAACUGGCGUGGGUGCAGAGAAUGGAAUUUUGGUCAAAGGUGGUGCUGCUCUUGAGACGGCUACUAAGAUUACGCAAGUUGUACUUGACAAGACUGGCACAAUUACUGAGGGCAAAAUGAGCGUGGCCAAGAUCAACUUGGUUUCCAACUGGAAAGACAAUGAUUCGCAGAAGAAACUCUGGUGGACAAUCGUUGGCUUAUCCGAAAUGGGCAGUGAACAUCCUAUCGGUAAAGCUAUACUCGCUGCUGCUAAAGAAGAACUUGGAGUGGGCUCUGACGGUACUAUUGAUGGAAGCAUUGGUGAUUUUGAAGCAGCUGUUGGGAGCGGUGUUAGUGCCUUGGUUGAGCCAGCUAUCAGCAACGAACGUACUCGUCAUAGAAUCCUGGUUGGUAAUGUUCGCUUUCUCAAACAGAAUAAUGUAUCUGUACCCCAAGACGCCAUCGAGUCUUCCGAAGAAGCAAACGUCAAAGCUGCCGGAUUGUCUAAAGCUUCGUCAGCCGGCACAACCAACAUCUUCAUUGCCAUUGAUGGCUCUUACUCUGGUCACCUGUGUCUUGCCGAUACUGUAAAAGAUAGCGCCGUCGCAGCCAUUGCAGCCCUCCAUCGCAUGGGCAUCAAAACAGCCAUUGUCACUGGUGAUCAACGACCAACAGCUCUGGCAGUCGCACGCAUAGUUGGUAUACCUUCUAGAAAUGUUCACGCAGGAGUGACCCCUGACCAAAAACAAGAUAUCAUUCGCAAGUUUCAAUCUCGCGGAGAAUGUGUUGCAAUGGUAGGAGAUGGAAUCAAUGAUUCUCCUGCCCUCGCCACCGCAGAUGUUGGUAUUGCCAUGGCUGGUGGUACUGAUGUCGCUAUGGAAGCAGCAGAUAUUGUUCUCAUGCGACCAAAUGAUCUCAUGGACGUUCCCGCGUCUAUUCAACUUGCCCGUUCCAUUUUCAAUCGCAUCAAGCUCAAUCUAGGCUGGGCAUGUGGUUAUAAUAUCAUUGGUCUUCCUUUCGCCAUGGGUAUCUUCUUACCUUUCGGAUUCCAUCUACAUCCUAUGGCAGCAGGUGCAGCGAUGGCAUUUAGUAGUACGAUGGUUGAAGCUAUUUGUGCAUUACAUAUUCCAUAUCCGCGGGACCCAGCAUUAGCGAACGCGGCACAGCAGAUCCAAGGCAGUAGUGCAACGAUCAGGCUGAUACGGAAAAGCUUAAAGUUUGAAAAUGGAUUACCUCGUCGUCGCACUGGAACGCCUCUUCACGAAAAUUGA
This is a messenger RNA of Sclerotinia sclerotiorum 1980 UF-70, 3501 nucleotides long. RefSeq lists its product as hypothetical. Lineage: Eukaryota; Fungi; Ascomycota; Leotiomycetes; Helotiales; Sclerotiniaceae. The record is from RefSeq and is a predicted model, not a curated record. Bases 1 to 3501 code for a protein of 1166 amino acids. Gene Ontology annotation, cellular component: membrane. The transcript is spliced from 3 exons. Gene Ontology annotation, biological process: copper ion homeostasis; monoatomic cation transport. Gene Ontology annotation, molecular function: copper ion binding; P-type divalent copper transporter activity; ATP binding.